AUGAGGAGGCUUGAUGCGGUGCACUUCUCCAUGCUGCUCGUCGGGGUCUCCUUUGCGUGCUACGCCCCGAGUUUGGAUUCCCUGCAGGAGCAGGCGUACCGAUCGGCCGUGGUGAUCGAGGGCGAGGUCCAGGAGCUGCCCGCCAACGCCUCCGCCGAAACGUACAGCGUGAGCGUCCGAGUCCUGGACGUGUGGCCGACCAACAGCGGCGGGCUCGAGCGCCAGCAGCUCGUCACCGUUGGCGACUUUGGCUCUGAGGCUCCGUGCGUCGCAGUGGAGAAGGACCACAGAUACAUAUUUUUCAUGGACCCCACAGAAGAGCCUCUGGUGUUCAGGGCGUCGUUUGCUCCUCGUGAAACCGUUGAGAAGAAUCUCAAAAAAGAUGUGGAGCGCGUUCUGUGCGAGGACUGCGCAUUAGCUCCGAAGGUGGUGAAGCCCAUGCGUUCUCAGUGGGUGUGGGAGGGUGAGCGUGUGACCCUAAAGUGUGAGGUGCAGGGAAACCCGAGCCCAUCCUUUCGCUGGCUCAAAGAUGGGAGUGAACUCCGCAAGAGCAAAGAUGUCAAAAUCAAAACCAACAAGAAAAACUCUAAGGUCCAGAUUAGCCGAGUGAGACUGGAGGAUUCUGGGAACUACACGUGCGUGGCUGAAAACCUGCUGGGCAAGGACAACUCCACCAGCUACAUCAACGUCCAAAGCAUAACGACCACGCUGUCUCCAGGCUCCAGCCAUGCCAGAAAGUGCAAUGAGACGGAAAAGGCAUACUGUGUCAAUGGUGGUGACUGUUAUUUCAUACACGGUAUAAACCAGCUGUCCUGCAAGUGUCCAAAUGACUAUACUGGUGAUCGCUGUCAAACCUCCGUUAUGGCCAGUUUCUACAAGCAUCUUGGAAUUGAAAUUAUGGAGGCAGAAGAACUGUACCAAAAGCGGGUGCUGACAAUAACAGGCAUUUGCGUGGCUCUGCUGGUGGUUGGCAUCGUGUGUGUUGUUGCAUACUGCAAAACCAAGAAACAGAGGAAGAAGAUGCAAAGCCAUCUGCACCAGAACAUGUGUGUAGAACAUCCCAGUCAUAGGCUGGCCAACGGACCCAACCACCCAGGCCCUGGUCCCGGCCCUGAGGAGAUCCCUAUGGUCGAUUAUAUGUCUAAGAACGCCCCAGCCACCGAGCGAGUGAUACGACAUGGAACAGAGACAUCAGGCAACUUCUCGGGCAGCCGGAUGUCCUCACGGUCCCACCACUCCUCUACUGCCACCCACGCGUCCAGUCAUCGGCAUGAGGAGAGGACAUGGAGUAUGGAGAGGUCAGACAGCAUGAACUCGGACUGCCACUCGGGGGCACUCUCUUCCUCAGUGGGCACCAGUAAGUGCAGCAGUCCAGCAUGUAUGGCUCGGCACGCAGCACACCGUGGCUAUUCUGAGCCCGCACGGAGCCCCCUGCAGUACGGAGACUCAUUCGACUCUCUGCGGGACUCACCUCACAGUGACAGGUAUGUGUCAGCACUCACCACGCCAGCCCGUCUGUCUCCAGUGGACUUCUACUCCUCACUGCCCCAGCAGGUGCCUACCUUCCAGAUCACGACACCCAAUGCCAGCCAUGCACUGUCCCUACCACCGGCUAUAGGUUCCUACUCGCCUGGCGAUGAUCAGCCACUCUUACGCCGGCCGUGCCGUGCGCGUAACCCAUACCACAGUGAGGGGACUGGCUCUCUCCCGUCCAGCCCAUACCGCCUCGCAGAUGAUGAGGACUAUGAGACUACACAGGAAUACAUGUCGUCCCGUGAGUGUCCCAAAAAGAGUGGCAGUGGGCGCCGCUGGCACAGGAGGUCACGCCUCAAUGGACACGUUUCCCAGCGUGCCAAGGGGCCAAGGGACUACAGCUCACAGAGUUGCCUGUCGGACAGUGAGUGGGAGGAAGAGGAGGAGCUGGGGGAGCUGGGGCAUGGCGAGAGUACGCCUUUCCUCAGCAUGCAGAACAUGAGCAUGAACAACGAGCCGGCCACUAUCUACCGGCCCAACGACAUGCGGACGUACAGCAGUACAGCACGCAGCACGUCGCGCUCAAACACACACACAAACAAACUGUCACAUUCACGGUCCAAACCGGACAAUGCACCCCUUUAA
Neoarius graeffei (lesser salmon catfish) is the source of this 2118-nucleotide messenger RNA. RefSeq names its product neuregulin 2b (gene nrg2b). Gene Ontology annotation, molecular function: signaling receptor binding. Gene Ontology annotation, biological process: intracellular signal transduction; nervous system development; animal organ development. The coding region runs from base 1 to 2118 and encodes 705 amino acids. The transcript is spliced from 11 exons. Lineage: Eukaryota; Metazoa; Chordata; Actinopteri; Siluriformes; Ariidae. The record is from RefSeq and is a predicted model, not a curated record.